AUGAAACAUCAAGAUGGAAGGAGUUCUUCCAGCAAAAAGAAAAUAAAGCCAGCUCCAACAAAAGGACGUAAGGGUGAUGAUACCGAAAAACUUGUUGUUGGAGCUGGAUGGACAGCUGCUGCCACACAAAAAUUUUUUGAAUGUCCAAAUGACGAUGAAAGAUUCAAACAUAUUAUGGCGAUGUUUAGUAUAACAGAAGAUCAGUAUAAAAAUGAUGUAAAAUCCACAACAAUUGCAGAUUUUCAUUAUGCGAACGGACUUUGGUGCUUAGAAUCAAAAUUUGAUCAACCACAAACACAAUUUAUAUGCAGAUCACUUGAUCGCUUAUUAACAUCUGCAAUUCAAUCUCAAUCUCCUACAGAACUUUCAGAAGAAAAACCAUCAAUUGAUAAAUUACGUUUAGACUUAUUUACACAAUUCCAGACAAUGUUUAAUGAAUUAAAUGCCGGAGAAUGGAAAUUUAAUACAGAAGAAACACAGAAAAUUUUAACUUUCUAUAAUCAAGUUUUCUUCAGGCCACUUCGACUUAUUUUAUAUUCGUUUACUCAUAAUGUUGAAAGUGUUAAAGUCCCUGAAAAGAGAAGAGUAUUUACUCCAGUUCCUCCUGUUCCUUUGUCUCAAUGUGAUGAAGCUCCUCAUUAUGUAGAUGAUUCAAUGCAAUUCAAGCCAUUCACGCUGCCAAAGGGACCACUUACACUUGAAGAUGCUCGAGAAUUAAUCCAACAAUACACAGAUAACGUUAUCGAUAUAAUUAAUAAGAGAUAUGACAAUCUUACAGAUAUGGUGGCUAAGAUACAACCACCAAUUACUUCUGGGCGUUAA
Trichomonas vaginalis G3 is the source of this 822-nucleotide messenger RNA. RefSeq lists its product as uncharacterized. Bases 1 to 822 code for a protein of 273 amino acids. The record is from RefSeq and is a predicted model, not a curated record. Lineage: Eukaryota; Parabasalia; Trichomonadida; Trichomonadidae. The transcript has a single exon.